This is a messenger RNA of Pyrenophora tritici-repentis Pt-1C-BFP, 570 nucleotides long. RefSeq lists its product as uncharacterized. NCBI's taxonomy places the organism in Eukaryota, Fungi, Ascomycota, Dothideomycetes, Pleosporales, Pleosporaceae. The record is from RefSeq and is a predicted model, not a curated record.
AUGACAGGUGACGGAUCAGCCCGUUCGUUACCGAGGCGCGACCAGGGGGAGCAGUUGCAGCCAAACAGUAUGAUAGAGGCCUUCAUGAGCCAGCAGCAACUACGUGGCGUAGAACAGGAAGUUCGUCAGAACCAAAGAAACUCCCCUGCUCCUACAGUCCGACGCUCGCAUCCAUCGAACACGGAACAUUCUCUCCCUCUCCGGACCAAUGCUACCUCUGCUCCUUCAGUCCGACAUGAUGACCCCAAUGCAAGCACAACUAAGAUUCGACUAAGUCUCGUGUGGGAAAAAACUGUGAUAAACAUGUGGAUAGAUCUGAACGCGCCCGCGGAAGAUUUCUUCCGAGUAUUUCAGGAGCAUGCUGAGAAGCGCACAAGUAUCCCUGAGCGGUCGUUGAUGAGAAUAUGUCUCAAAAGCGACAAGGAAAUGCCUGAUCAUGAGUCUUAUGAUCUCUCUCUCGAUGAAGAGGAUUUGGACGCUGAUUGGGAAACAACGUUGGAUUGGCUGGAAGAACACAAAAGACAGAAAUCGCCGCACAUCUAUGGGGUGAUUCAAAUCCAAGACGGGUGA